Messenger RNA from Pseudophryne corroboree (corroboree frog), 2217 nucleotides. RefSeq names its product alcohol dehydrogenase iron containing 1 (gene ADHFE1). The record is from RefSeq and is a predicted model, not a curated record. Gene Ontology annotation, molecular function: alcohol dehydrogenase (NAD+) activity; metal ion binding. NCBI's taxonomy places the organism in Eukaryota, Metazoa, Chordata, Amphibia, Anura, Myobatrachidae. Gene Ontology annotation, cellular component: mitochondrion. The transcript is spliced from 15 exons. Bases 196 to 1587 code for a protein of 463 amino acids.
ACCAGAAAACAACACACCACUGAAUGCUGGGAGAGAAAGUGUAUCCCCUUCCCUACAGUCCCAAAUCAGUCCUACGGAGAUCAGCUCUGCGAGGCUGUGCAGCAAGACUUCCACGUUCUGUCUCAACUACAUACAGGUUACAGCAAGGCACUGCAUCUGGAUAUUGCCUUUUAUCAAGAUUUUCUGUAAUUUCUAAUGGCUACUGGACGGGAUAAAGUGAUUCACCUCUUGAGGCAACUGCAGAGAGCUUCAUGCAAGUGUCCAGCCCAUUCUCAUACUUACUCUCAAGCUCCAUCAUCUCAGAUUACAACAGACUAUGCAUUUGAGAUGGCUGUUUCCAACAUCAGAUAUGGAGAAGGUGUUACCAAGGAAGUGGGCAUGGAUUUACAGAAUAUGCUUGCGAGGAAUGUGUGUGUGAUGACUGACAAGAAUCUGGCCCAGCUUCCACCAGUCAAAGCUGUGAUAAAUUCACUCACAAUGAAUGGCAUCAACUUCUGCUUGUAUGACAACGUUAAAGUGGAGCCGACAGAUAAGAGCUUUAUGGAUGCAAUACAGUUUGCCAGGAAAGGGUCAUUUGAUGCCUAUGUUGCUGUUGGAGGUGGCUCUGUGAUAGACACCUGUAAGGCUGCUAACCUAUAUGCUGCUAGCCCAGAGUCUGAUUUCCUGGACUAUGUUAAUGCCCCCAUUGGAAAGGGAAAACCAGUGACCGUGACUCUGAAACCCCUCAUUGCAGUCCCAACUACCUCUGGAACCGGAAGUGAAACCACAGGGAUUGCCAUCUUUGAUUAUGAAGAACUUAAAGCUAAAACAGGUAUUGCAUCUAGAGCCAUUAAGCCUACCCUAGGUCUUAUUGAUCCGGAGCACACGUUACACAUGCCAGAGAGAGUGGUGGCCAAUAGUGGAUUUGAUGUAUUGUGCCAUUCACUUGAGUCCUACACAGCAAUCCCUUAUAAUAUGCGCAGCCCCUGCCCUACCAACCCAAUCAACCGCCCAGCUUACCAGGGAAGCAACCCCAUCAGUGAUGUCUGGGCCAAACAUGCCUUGAGGAUUGUGUCUAAGUACUUGAAACGAUCUGUAAGAAAUCCAGAUGACCGCGAAGCUCGUUUCUCUAUGCAUUUGGCAAGUUCAUUUGCAGGAAUCGGCUUUGGGAAUGCGGGGGUACAUCUCUGUCAUGGGAUGUCCUAUCCAAUUGCAGGAAUGGUGAAGAAAUACAGAGCAAAAGAUUACAAUGUGGACCACCCACUAGUGCCUCAUGGACUUUCAGUUGUGCUCACAUCCCCGGCUGUAUUCUCCUUUACCUCAGCCAUGUGUCCGGAGCGGCACCUGGAGGCAGCAGAGAUACUUGGGGCUGACAUCCGGACUGCCAAAAUCAAAGACGCUGGGCUUAUCUUGGCAGACACAUUACGGAAAUUGCUAUUUGACCUGAAUGUUGACGAUGGCCUGGCAGCUGUGGGGUAUAAUACAGCAGAUAUUCCUGCUUUAGUGAAAGGAACUUUACCUCAGGAACGAGUCACAAAGUUAUCCCCUCGUUUGCACUCAGAAGAAGACCUCUCAAGGUUAUUUGAAGCCUCCAUGAAACUUUAUUGAUCUAGAUUACUGCUGACGCAUUUAUUACUAGGGUACAGACAAUUUAUUACUGAAUAAUGGGCCUAAUUCAGUAAGGAUUAAAAAUUCUGCUAAUUAGCAGAGUUUGCAAUCAUUUUCCUAGCAUACUGGGAGCCGCCCAUUGCAGGGCAAGGCUGCCCAGGAGGCUGACUGCCGCCAACCCCAACCCCCCCUCCCUCCCGAUCGCCUCGCAAUUUCUGCUUCAUCAUAGAAAUUAGUGAAGCCUCCUGACGGCUCAGCUUAGCUGCGCCCGCAGGAGGCCCGCCGCCAUUUUCACGAUCGCGGCGGCUGCGUGUGACAUCAUGCAGAUACCGUGAUCAUGCCCCCGACACGCCCCCGUUGCCGCCACCCCCUGCCCCGCGACAGGCAGAGGCGAUCACAUUUUCUGCGGGCAUAGGACAGGCGCUGCGCAUGCGCCCGUGGGGUGAUCGUAAUAAUUCCGGUUGGAUCGCAAUUUGCGAUCCAACCUGAAUUAGCCACAAUAUCACAUUUAUAUAUCUGGUGAAAUGUAUGCAAUAUUUUUUAAGAUUCUCUGGAGCAGAAGGUGUAAUAUUUUCUGUAUGUCAUCAACUUAAAAUUGAAUGAAAUAAAUAAACAGCUUUUCCCUAACAA